Trichoderma gamsii is the source of this 810-nucleotide messenger RNA. RefSeq lists its product as hypothetical. The record is from RefSeq and is a predicted model, not a curated record. Lineage: Eukaryota; Fungi; Ascomycota; Sordariomycetes; Hypocreales; Hypocreaceae. The transcript has 3 exons. Bases 1 to 810 code for a protein of 269 amino acids.
AUGGCGGCUGAGAGCGAUGUUUACACUCUUCACUAUUUCCCCUUUUCGCUGUAUUCGCUCAUGGUGCGGUUUGCCCUGGUCAUAGGCAGAAGACUGAAUCCGGAGACGGCGCCAAAUGUUGAGAUAAAGCUGGUGAAUCUGCAUCGAGAUGAGAACUUUUCAGAAGAAUAUCUCACCUUGGUGAACUCAAAAGGCCAGGUUCCCGCACUGACAUCGGCUGCAUUCACAUCGCCACUCGCAGAAAGCUAUGACAUCUCCAAAUGGCUGUGUGAGAAACAGCCAGAACUAAUUCCCGAGGAGCACCGAGAGGCAAUCCAGAGCCUCAUGGACAAACUGUACAGCUUCCAUGCCAAGACCCUGACAAUAGGGCCCGACGAAAAGAAGCACGGAAUCCCAAACCGGGCUGCUGAGCUACUAGAGCAAAAGGACUUGACUGAGCCUCAUCGCAGGGCACUGGAGAUUAAAAGCGUAUUCCACGACCUACGCCACAGCACAGUAUUUACUCCUAGCGGUAUCAAAGACGUUGAGGACAAGGCUCGCAUCUUCAUACAAGAGCUGGACAAGACUCUUGACGAGGAGAAUCAGGGACAGCGCUGGAUCUUUGGCAAGCGGCCAACGAUUGUGGACGCACAUGCGACGGCAAUGGUAGCAAGACUGAUGGAGGUGAAACGUCAAGAUCUGCUGACGGAGAGAGUGCAAGAGUACACGAGAGGAGUUCUCGCAUCUGAAGAGUGGAAUGAGGUUACGCAUGGCAGAGCCACGCGCUGGAACGCCUCGAUGGGAAAUGUCGCCGAUUUGAAUCCGCUGUAA